Messenger RNA from Alternaria novae-zelandiae, 2328 nucleotides. RefSeq lists its product as uncharacterized. The transcript has 6 exons. The record is from RefSeq and is a predicted model, not a curated record. Gene Ontology annotation, biological process: telomere maintenance via telomerase. Bases 1 to 2328 code for a protein of 775 amino acids. NCBI's taxonomy places the organism in Eukaryota, Fungi, Ascomycota, Dothideomycetes, Pleosporales, Pleosporaceae. Gene Ontology annotation, molecular function: telomerase RNA binding; telomeric repeat DNA binding. Gene Ontology annotation, cellular component: telomerase catalytic core complex.
AUGGACAUGCUUCUAGAGUGCUCCAUAUUCAUCUUGGUCAGUGCUGAUAUGGGCAACUACUAUCAGCUCUCUGGGGUUCCUGUGCAUGAGAUGAAGUCGGAUGAACCUCAGAAGAGCAACAUCGCAAGAGUCAACGCGGAUAAGGAAGCGCCCACCAAACCUUCACAGCUCAAGAUUGAAAGCAAAAAGCCUGGUGCUAUUACAUUUGUGCGCAGUCGCAUGCUUUACGCGAAAGCAGCGCUCAAUGCGAAAGGUGGUGUGAGAUUUGGCAUGCGCCACAUUCUACAUGCCAUGCGGUAUAUCUUCCCGCGUCAGUUCGGGUUGCACAACGUCUUCACUUCCAAGGUGGAUCAUCGUGAGACAGCCAUGCCGUUCAAAGACUACACGCUGCGCGAGAAGGAUAUACAUACCGCCAUGUGCCGGGAGCUAGGCCCCAAAGCGACGGACGCCCAGGAGAUAGAUAAGUGGAAGCAGCGAAUACCAAAGAGACUCCGGGGUGACGCUGUUAAACUGGUGGACAAACUUCGGGUCCGCAACCAGCGGUGCUCGUAUAUGGAGAUGCUGCGCCACUACUGUCCAAUCGAGGGGGUACCCGUGUCAACGAAGCCAGAUUGGAGGAAGAGCGCACUUCAGCCGAAGGCAGAUGUACGAUCAGUCGCAGAUCCAGUCAAUCGUCGCAAGAAAGCGCGACCUACACCUGGAAAUCCCACCGUUCAAGAAACCUGUUUCACAGAUCUGGCGUGUCCAGCAGCACACGUAUCGGCCUUUUGCCGCGCAGUCAUAUCCAAAGUUAUACCGGAAGGAUUCUGGGGCAACGAGCAUAACCAGCGCACCCUCAUGUAUUGGGUGGACCAAUUCGUAGACAUGCGCAGAUUCGAAUCGCUUAAUCUACAUCAGGUUACACAGAACAUACAGAUCACGAACAUAGCUUGGUUGCGCCCACCCAGCCAAGACGACGACACCAAGGUAUCCAAGUCGGACAUAGACAAGCGUACGGAGAUAUUUAUCGAGUUCGUCUACUGGCUCUUCGACUCUUUCCUCGUUCCUCUGGUUCGCACAAACUUCCACGUAACGGAGUCCAACGCGCAUCGGAACAGACUUUUCUACUUCCGCCAUGAUAUCUGGCGGAUGUUAACAGAGCCUGCUUUGAAGGAACUACGGAUGAACAUGUUCGAGGAGAUGCCUACUGACAGUACGGAAAGACUGCUGUCCGCACGUCAGCUUGGUUUCAGUAACGUUCGUCUGCUACCUAAGAAACAGGGUUUCCGGACUAUCAUGAACCUCAAGAGAAGACAGCAGGUGAUGCGAUAUGGGACUAUGACUCUCGGACGAAGUAUCAACUCGGUGAUGACACCAGCUUUCAAUGCAAUUACUUAUGAGAAGUCGUUACGUCCCGAUAAAUUCGGCUGCUCACUUUUCUCCGUCGGAGAUAUGCUUCCCAAGCUUGCAUCUUUCAAAGCAUCGUUGCGACAGCGUGGGCUCGGCGACAUUCGGCUUUAUUUUGCUAAGGUUGAUGUUCAGGCUUGCUUCGACACUAUACCACAGUCACGCUUGCUGCGUAUGAUCGACAGUCUCAUGUCGAUCCAGGCUUACAACACCGGCAAACAUGUGGAGAUUUCACCCCUGGGUCCGCUACAGCGUCUCGGCGGUAAACAUGUGGACCCGAUGCCUCUCAAGAAGUACAUACCGCAUACUGAGGCAGCGACGAGAGUAACGCCUUUCCACCAACUCGUGCAAGAUAGAUUGGCGGGCACAAAGGCCAAUACCGUCUUUGUUAAUACCAACAUGCAGCGGCGCGAGACCAAGGAUGACUUGAUGCAGCUCUUACAGGAGCAUAUCGAGAGAAAUGUCGUUAAAAUCGGGAAGCGCUUCUAUCGCCAGAAGACUGGUAUACCACAGGGCUCAGUCUUAUCGAGCAUCUUGUGCAACUUCUUCUACGCUCAAUUGGAACGCGAUGUGCUUGGAUUUGUGCUUGAUGAAGAUUCAUUGCUUCUUCGUCUGCUUGACGAUUUCCUCUUGAUCAGUAUCAACGAAGAGUAUGCUCAGCGCUUCGUACGCGUUAUGCACAAAGGCCACCCGGAAUACGGCGUAGUGAUAAAGCCUUCAAAGUCGAUGGCAAACUUCGAUGUCACGACAGAAGAAGGAGACCGGAUAGCGACAAGCGGCUCAGAUGGUAAAUUCCCGUAUUGCGGCGUCUGUAUCGAUACGACGACGCUGGAAGUCAGCAAGAAAACAGAACGCCCUACAGAGACCGGUAUUGAGGACUCUUUGACUGUAGAUCUGACCAAAAUGCCUGGCCAAACGUUCCAUCGCAAAGCUCUGAAGUAA